AUGACUGCGGAAGCCGCCAGUGUUUACCCCUCCUUGGAGAAUCGCCCUGUUAAGGGGACGAUUUGCCUGUUCGAUGUCGAUGGCACCUUGACACCUGCGAGACAGGUUGGCGGUUCCGAUCUCGCAAAGCAGCAGGAGCAGCUCGGCACCUCAUCAAUCCCAGUCACCUCUCUCUUCGACUUCUGCUUUGCUGAGAAUGGCUUGACGGCUUACCGCAUGGGCAAGCCACUUUCGAGCAACAGCUUUAUCCAGUGGCUUGGCGAAGAAAAAUACCAGAAACUGGUGAACUUUACUCUCAAAUACAUUGCGGAUCUCAAGUUGCCCAAGAAGCGGGGUACUUUCAUCGAGUUCCGUAAUGGAAUGGUCAACAUCAGUCCUAUUGGGCGGAACGCGAGCGUCGAAGAAAGGAAUGAGUUUGAAGCGUACGACAAGAUACACAAUAUCAGAAGGGACAUGGUGGAGGCAUUGAAGAAGGAGUUCCCUGACUAUGGUCUCACGUACUCUAUCGGCGGGCAGAUUUCCUUUGAUGUCUUUCCCACUGGAUGGGAUAAGACCUACUGCUUGCGGCACAUCGAGGCCGAGAAAGAUAUUUCGGGCAUUGAAUACAAGACCAUCCACUUCUUCGGUGACAAAUCCUUCCCUGGUGGUAAUGACUACGAGAUCUUCACUGAUGAGAGAACCAUUGGCCAUGCCGUUACCGGCCCCGAGGAUACUAUGAGACUGCUGAAGGAGUUGUUCCAGCUAUAG
This is a messenger RNA of Rasamsonia emersonii CBS 393.64, 747 nucleotides long. RefSeq names its product Phosphomannomutase. The record is from RefSeq and is a predicted model, not a curated record. NCBI's taxonomy places the organism in Eukaryota, Fungi, Ascomycota, Eurotiomycetes, Eurotiales, Trichocomaceae. Gene Ontology annotation, biological process: GDP-mannose biosynthetic process; mannose metabolic process; protein N-linked glycosylation. The coding region runs from base 1 to 747 and encodes 248 amino acids. The transcript has 4 exons. Gene Ontology annotation, molecular function: phosphomannomutase activity. Gene Ontology annotation, cellular component: cytosol.